AUGGUGGUGUUCGACUUCGUUGAUGGAGCAGUGGUGAUGGUUGUGGAUUGUGGUUACAAUGUGCGAGAUUUACUUGAGAAGAUGGUAAUUGACAUUAUGGGGACAGGGGUGCAGCAGUACCCGUUUCUUCAUGCGCGUGCAUUCUCCGUUGUGGCUAAGUUCUCUUCACUGAUAAGUAAGGGGAUCUGUGAGCAAUAUCUAUGCAAUGCUGCCCAGGCGAUCGCCUCUGAUGUGCCACCCCCAGUUAAAGUAGGCGCCUGUAGGGCACUGGCCCAACUUUUGCCGGAAUCUACUCAGAGUUCAGUUCAGCAAAACAUUAUGGGCAUACUCUCAUCUCUUGUGGAUCUUCUGAGGCAGGCAUCUGAGGAGACACUGCAUCUUGUUCUAGAAACACUCCAAUCAGCCAUUAAAUCUGGCGGCGAACAAUCAACAUCAAUUGAACCAGUUAUCUCUCCUAUCAUACUAGAUGUUUGGGCCCAAAACAUCGCUGACCCAUUCAUUAGUAUCGACGCUGUAGAAGUAUUAGAGGCCAUCAAGAAUGCUCCUGGAUGCUUACAACCGCUUGUAUCUCGGAUUCUUCCAACGAUUGGGUCCAUUUUAUCAAAAUCCAAGGUCCAGCCAGAUGGACUUGUUGCAGGUUCGCUAGACCUCCUGGCGAUGAUACUGAAAAAUGCCCCAGCUGCUGUCGUUAAGGCAGUAUUUGACACAUGCUUUACAUUUAUCAUUCAAAUUACGCUUGAAAGCGAUGACCAUGGAGAGAUGCAGAAUGCGACAGAAUGUUUGGCAGCAUUUAUAUCAGGUGGCCGGCAGGAGUUGCUUGCUUGGGGUGGCGAACCAGGAAGUACAUUGAAGAUGCUACUUAGUGCAGCUUCAAGGCUUUUAGAUCCAGAGUUAGAAAGUUCAGUAUCGCUCUUUGUUGGGAGUUACAUUCUACAACUUAUUUUGCAUCUACCUUCGCACCUAUCUCCCCACAUUCCAGAGCUCAUUGCUGCUAUUGUGAGACGUAUGCAAUCAAGUGACAUUGCAGGAUUGAAGAGCUCUCUUGUUGUUAUAAUAGCCAGAUUAGUACAUCUAAGUGCACCAAAUGUUGAUCAGUUUGUCAACCUUUUACUUGCAAUUCCUGCCGAGGGCUAUGGACAUUCAUUAGCUUAUAUAAUGUCAGAAUGGUCACAACUACAAGGUGAAAUUCAAGGAGCCUACCAGAUAAAGGUAACAACUACGGCCUUAGCUUUUCUCAUAUGUACCCGUCAUCCUGAGUUAUCUAGGAUUGAAGUCAAUGGCCAUCUUGUCAAGACUAGUGCAGGUAUUACCACACGGUCAAAAGCCCGGGUAACUCCUGAUCACUGGACCAAGAUUCCUCUUCCAUCUAAGAUCUUCUCACUGUUAGCGGACACUUUAACUGAAAUCCAGGAACAAGUCGGCGAUGAUGCUGACAACGUUUGUGAAGAGGAUAGUGACUGGGAGGAGGUUCAGAAUGGUGAUGGGAUUCCACAUGAUAUGUUACAUGCAGCAUCAGUUCCUUCAAAUGCUAAUCCAUCAGUUGAGCACCUAAAUGCAAUGGCAAAAGUUUUUGAUGAGGAUGAAGACGAUAGUUACGAUGAUGAUUUGGCAAAAACUGACUCUCUUAAUGAGGUGAAGUUGUUGGACUUUCUAACAAACACAUUUGUCAACCUGUGGGAAAGUGAUCGGCCACUUUUUGAGUACCUGUUGCAGGGCCUAUCAAACCCACAAAAGGUUGCUGUAGAGAAGGUUUUGCGGAAGUGAAGCAUCCACAUGAGAUUAUUUAUUGUUUAUCGGGCUUUAUGUUUCAUCAAGUGAUCGGUUAGGUUUCGAUGCGUGCUGUAGGUUCAUUGGUUCGGGGUGUUUGGAUGAGCGGUAUUUUUUUGUAAAAUAUUUGUUCUGUAUUUCAGUGGUGCGAAGUUUUUAUCAGUGUGCAAGAAGACUAUCCGUUUAUGCAUUUGAUGCAUCAGAUGGUGUGCUGUUUGUAAUUUGUAUCCAUGUUCGGCCCGUGAAUGAAAGGCAGGAAGAUAUUAUUUUGGCCUAUCAACUAGUUUCUUUUUUUCA
Molecule: messenger RNA, 2064 nt
Organism: Lolium rigidum
Lineage: Eukaryota; Viridiplantae; Streptophyta; Magnoliopsida; Poales; Poaceae
Product: importin-9-like
Exons: 20
Coding region: 1-1764 (587 amino acids)
Biological process (GO): protein import into nucleus
Cellular component (GO): cytosol; nuclear envelope
Source: RefSeq, a predicted model, not a curated record